AUGCGCUUGAGUGUCUGGGCAUGCGCAGUAGUGGCCGGCCUGUGUGUGUAUGUGGAAAAGUGGGCUCAUUGAGACCCACUUUUAGUUCGGAGCCUUGUGGCGGAGGGGCGUCGUCGGUCUGGCGGGGGCAAUGGGCCAGAGGAAGGGCCGAGAAAGGGGCCCUGGGGGCUGGCCUGAAGGUGGCUAUCCAGAAAUUGUGAAGGAGAAUGCAUUGUUUGAGCAUUACUAUGGUACUCUGGGCAUUGUGCCUCAGGCGGAGUGGGAGAGCUUCAUGGCAGCCCUGCGAGAGCCACUUCCUGCCACCCUCCGCAUAACAGGGUACAAGAGCCAUGCCAAGGAAAUCCUGCACUGUCUGAAGAACAAAUAUUUCAAGGAAUUAGAAAACAAGAUGGUAGAUGGUCAGAAAAUUGAAAUGCCACAACCAUUAAAUUGGUAUCCAGAAGAGUUAGCAUGGCAAACAAACCUGAGCAGAAAAGUCCUGCGGAAAUCCCCAGAGCUAGAAAAAUUUCAUCAUUUUCUUGUCAGUGAAACAGAAUGUGGAAACAUUAGCCGUCAAGAAGCUGUCAGUAUGAUUCCUCCCCUUCUUCUUAAUGUCCAGCCUCAUCAUAAGAUUCUAGAUAUGUGUGCUGCACCUGGAUCUAAGACUGCCCAGCUGAUUGAAAUGCUGCAUGCAGACGUGAAUGUUCCUUUUCCAGAGGGAUUUGUAAUUGCAAAUGAUGUUGACAACAAGCGCUGCUAUUUGCUAGUCCAUCAGGCAAAGAGGUUAAACAGCCCAUCUAUCUUAGUUGUAAAUCAUGAUGCCUCCAGCAUCCCUAAUUUACAAAUAACCACAAAUGGAAAAAGGGAAAUCCUCUUCUAUGAUAGAAUAUUAUGUGAUGUCCCUUGCAGUGGAGAUGGGACCAUGAGAAAAAACAUUGAUGUAUGGAAAAAAUGGACCACUCAAAACAGCUUACAAUUACAUGGGUUGCAGUUAAGGAUUGCAACACGUGGAGUUGAGCAGCUGGCAGAAGGAGGCAGGAUGGUGUACUCUACCUGUUCAUUGAAUCCUAUUGAAAAUGAAGCUGUCAUUGCCUCUCUGCUGGAGAAGAGUGAAGGUGCUUUAGAACUUGCUGAUGUCUCUGCUGAGCUGCCAGAUCUAAAGAGAAUGCCUGGGAUUACAAAGUGGAAGGUAAUGGCAAAAGAUGGUCAGUGGUUUGAAGACUGGAAAGAAGUCCCUUCAAACAGGCAAACCCAGAUCAGGCCCACUAUGUUUCCCUUAAAAGAUACAGAAAAACUUAAAGCAUUAAAUUUGGAGCGCUGCCUUAGAAUUUUACCCCAUCAUCAGAAUACUGGAGGCUUCUUUGUAGCUGUACUAAUUAAGAAAUCUCAUAUGCCAUGGAAUAAACGCCAACCAAAGUUCCAGCAUAAGCAGCCACAGAAGACAGGAGAUGUAGUCCCCGUGGCUACAGAACAGGGAUCUUCAGAAACUGUUGAAGUAACUGUGACAGCAAAAGGAAAAGAUGGAGACUCCUUGGUAAAUGAGAGUACUGAAGUGAAGAAGGAUGGAGUUUGUGGGCCUCCACCUUCUAAAAAAAUGAAACUUUUUGGAUUUAAAGAAGAUCCAUUUGUAUUUAUUUCAGAAGAAGAACCACUAUUUCCAGCUAUUCAAACUUUUUAUGCAUUGGAUCCUUUGUUCCCCAAAAUGAAUUUGUUAACUCGUACUCAAGAAGGAAAGAAGAGGCAGCUAUACAUGGUUUCCAAGGAAAUAAGGAAUGUACUGCUGAAUAACAGUGAAAAGCUUAAGGUUAUUAACACAGGAAUAAGAGUGUGGUCCCGGAAUAGUGAUGGAGAACAGUUUGGCUGUGCCUUCAGAUUAGCACAAGAGGGAAUAUAUACACUUUAUCCCUUCAUUAAUGCAAGGAUUGUAAAUGCCAAUAUAGAGGAUGUUAAAGUGCUGCUGACAGAAGAGAACCCAUUCUUAAGUAAAUUCAGUAAUGAGGCAUGCAGCCAAUUAAAAGGGAUGGCUAUAGGGAGCGUAGUCUUGAAGUAUGAACCAGAUUCAAACAAACCAGAUACCCUUCAGUGUCCUAUAGUGCUAUGUGGCUGGCUUGGCAAGACUUCCCUCCGUGCCUUUGUCCCCAAGAAUGAGAAAUUGCAUUACCUGAGAAUGAUGGGGGUGGAGGUAUUCAAAGCAAAGAGGAAAGAAGAAAAUACAGAAGGCAAAACAGAAACAGGAUCCAUAGACACUGCAGAGCAAAUACCAGAAGAAAUGAACUUGGAAUGUGAAGCCAAGUUACCCGUACAGGCAGAAGAUGAAUUGAAUGCUCAACCUGUGAAGGAACUCAUGGAAUCGAGUAUAGCACAAAAUCUUUCUUCCAGUAACAAAAAUGAGAGUACCAAAAAUACAGAUGUCAAAGAUAAAGGAGAUAUUGGUGAUAAAGAAGACUAAAACGUUAAUUCUUACUGACUAUAUUAUUUUAUAGUAAUGCAACUAAGCAUUGAAAGCAAGUUUUAAUAAAAAAAAAUCUAUAACAAUUUAUUGAGAAAAUGUGUGGGGAUGGUUUAAAAGAGCUUCUUCCUCUUUAAAUAAUUUAUAUAUAUAUAUUGUUUUUUUCUUCCUUUUUUAAAAAAACAUGUAAACUCUGUGAUGCUUAUAACUUCAGUGGGUCUUUUGCCAGAAAUAGAUUACACACCACAAAAAUGACACUUGACAGUGUCCAUGUUGAUUAAAUCAUUGCUUUGUGCGUCUAAUUUAUAAAAUUGAGCUAAUAUACUUUGUCAGUUGAAAUAAUAUUGAUGACAGGGAAUCUGUCAUCAACUUUUAUAUACAUGUAAAGAUAGGUUUCCUGUGUUUAUUUAAAAUGGGUCCAUGGUUUGAAAGUGAAAUGAAAGUCUGGAUGUUAACUGUAUAUUUGACCUUAGCUUUGUGAUGGUAUCGGCUUACAGUAGGCAGCAUUUCAUGGUUCAGUAUUUUAAUACGGACCUGGGCAGUCUCCCCUCUUCUUCCAAUACUGACAUUUCCCCUUUUGAAAUGGAAAAUUUCACUUCCAAAAGCCUCCUGGAAGUGCAUGUCAUUUCUCAAAAUGAGAAAUUUUAAAUCCAACAGGUAAUAGGAUGUACAAGAGAACAAAAUAACCACCAUGUAUUGAGUGAAAAUGUAAGGUAUUUUCUAAUCUCAGUGAGGAUUCUUGUUAAUUGAGAGUUAGGGUCAGUGUUAUGUCCAUCUCUUCUAUUUGAUGGCCCCAGUGAAAAUGCCAAUACCUUCCCACAAUGGAGGAAACAUCCAAGACCCCUCAAUGGGACCUUCACUGCAUCUGAAAAAUAUUUGGAUCCCUAAACAUUACCCUUGGAUGAAACAAAAAGCAAUAGACAUAUUGUGCUACUUCUUUGGGGGAGGGGGGGAACAGACCCUGGCCGGUUUUUGUUCAUAGCAAGUGGGUGAAAUUUAGAGGAUGUUUUUACAGCUGUCCAGGCAACUGCCACAAAAGUGACCUCACAUUUAGGUCUAGUUCUUCGAUCCCCAAGGUAUGUGUGCCCCACACAUAUGUUGUGGAGACCUACAAGGCUUGUUACAGGCUACCAGAAAAGGAAACUUCAUUCCUGGUCAUCCUGCCUCGAGCAAUAAGCAAGGAGGUCUUUGCAUCGCUUCCAGUUCCUCCACAUCCCCACUGGAUGUCUUACACAGGGCUACCAAGAGCAAGAAUAGCUGGCAUGCUCUCCUAGCUGUGUUUACCCUGUGUGUUCAGAGAAUGCCUGAGUGGAACUUACAUUGAUGGGUUUUAUAUUUCUGUUUCAAAUAUUGGGCUCUGUCUGCUAUGUAGGCAACUUUCCAUAGAAAGGGACUUCAGGAACUCUUGAAACUAAGUAUAGGCACUGCUUCUGUGCUCUGGCAAAUGUGACCCUGUCCUUGUUUGCCCCAGGUUCUGAAGCAUACAUAGGGAGAAUGCUUAUGAGUAGGGCCUCCUUCUAUGUCAGAUGAUGGCUCGGGGGCCAACCUUGAAGCUUUUGUUAAGGUUUUGCUUUUUUUACUUUUACGUCAGCAAUAGUUCAAUUCAUUAAACUUCAGUUUCUUUGGAGGGUUAAAGCUAUCUUAGUAAGUAGUUCUACAGUGAUGGGUGCUUCCUAGUUAAACCUCUGUAAUGGCAUUCUUCCUUGUGAAUGUAAUGGGGACUACCACACCACUAUUUGACAGGGAAGUAAAAGGAAUUUACAGGUAAGUAGAUACUAUGCUGCUGGGGGAAAAUGGAAGUAUUAUUGUGUCCAUUGUUUAAAUAUUUUGUGCCGCAGCAGUGGCAGGAACACUUUAACCUAUGCAUGUUUGGAUCUCACUCUUAUGUUCCAGCUUUAGGGAAAAUUCUGACGCACAUUAAGUUACAGAUUUACUGAACUGACAUUCUGUUCAAGUGUAGAACUUUGCUAUCUGCGGCAUAGUAAAUAAAACAACUUUGUUUACUGUUC
Sceloporus undulatus (fence lizard) is the source of this 4437-nucleotide messenger RNA. RefSeq names its product NOP2/Sun RNA methyltransferase 2 (gene NSUN2). Gene Ontology annotation, cellular component: cytoplasm; nucleus. Gene Ontology annotation, biological process: tRNA methylation. The record is from RefSeq and is a predicted model, not a curated record. Lineage: Eukaryota; Metazoa; Chordata; Lepidosauria; Squamata; Phrynosomatidae. Bases 131 to 2428 code for a protein of 765 amino acids. The transcript is spliced from 19 exons. Gene Ontology annotation, molecular function: tRNA binding; tRNA (cytidine-N5)-methyltransferase activity.